UAUUAUUAAUAAAAAAGGCAGAAAUGGGCUUCCAUAUUUCCUUUUCCCAAAACAUUUGCGCUUUUUAAACGAUACAUUUUGUCAUUUAUCACAACGUUAUCGCUGUCCAAACAAAUAAUGGCGGUCCACUGCGCGUGCGUAGAACCGUGAACCUCCAGCGAGCUAUCUGUGUUUUUAAAAACGUCUACCCCCGGCGCGCGACCGAGCUGUUGCGAGGGGCGAUCGGAUCGGGGCCGCGCGCGCAGGAAGCCCGGUGACCACCACGGAGCCCCGGCACGUCACGGAUCCGCAGCGAGCAGUAAUGAUGCUGAGGUGAAAGGCAGGAGGAGAAAUGGGGGCUCGUCUCUCUCGGACCGUUCUCCCUCUCUUCUCGGCUUCUCCAUCGUCUGUCGCCGACUGAACGCCUCUCUCCAUGGAAGCUUCACGCGCUACGGCAUUCCGGUCGACGUCGUCCGCGGCGCAUCAAACGGAUUUUCUGUAACCACGCCCUGCUCUCUUUGGAUCGAGGAAGGAUUGGCAGCGAAGACUCCAGGGUUCUCCAACAACUUCCAAAUGUCCGGCUAAGCGUGAGGCUGCUGAUCUUCCAGAAGCAGUGAGGACAGCUUCCCCGGCCCGCAGACGGGAUGAGCGGGGGAGCGGAGCAGGCUGACAUCCUCAGUGUUCUCUCCCUAGUGAAGGAACGAUGGAAAGUUGUGAAAAAGAUCGGGGGCGGUGGGUUUGGAGAGAUCUACGAGGCUCUGGACCUGCUGACGCGGGUCAGUGUGGCGCUGAAAGUGGAAUCAGCCCAGCAGCCCAAACAGGUUCUGAAGAUGGAGGUCGCGGUCCUGAAGAAGCUGCAGGGAAAAGACCAUGUGUGUCGCUUUGUGGGAUGUGGCCGCAACGAACGCUUUAACUACGUGGUGAUGGAACUUCAGGGCCGAAACUUGGCGGACCUGAGGAGAAGCAUGCCUCGAGGAACAUUCAGCAUUAAUACCACCCUGCGUCUGGGGCGCCAGAUCCUGGAAGCCAUAGAGAGCAUCCACUCUGUGGGCUUCCUGCAUCGAGACAUCAAACCGUCGAAUUUUGCCAUGGGCCGCUUCCCGAGCACUUGUCGGACCUGCUACAUGCUGGACUUCGGUUUAGCUCGUCAGUUCACCAACUCCUGUCAGGAAGUUCGACCUCCGCGUCCAGUUGCAGGGUUCAGGGGAACGGUUCGAUACGCAUCAGUCAACGCUCACAAGAAUAAGGAGAUGGGUCGUCAUGAUGACCUGUGGUCUCUUUUCUACAUGCUGGUGGAGUUUCUGGUCGGUCAGCUGCCAUGGAGGAAAAUCAAAGACAAAGAACACGUGGGGAAGCUGAAGGAGACGUACGACCACCGUCUGAUGCUCAAACACCUGCCGGCAGAGUUCGCUGUGUUCUUGGAGCACAUUUCCAGCCUCGACUACUACACCAAGCCUGACUACCAGCUGCUGAUGUCAGUGUUUGACAACAGCAUGAAAACCUACAACGUUGUUGAGAAUGACCCGUAUGACUGGGAGAGAACCAGCACAGAUUGCUCCUCGACUAUCAGCGCCAGUGCCACGACACCACAGCAUCACACUCGCCUCACUCCUGCACACAUGGGCAUGGCGAACGCCUCUUUGAUCCCGGGUGACCUGCUGAAGGAGAACACAGACGAAGUUCUGCAGGAUGAGCAGCUGAGUGACGUGGAGAACAAUCCUGUUCCUGAACGUGUGCCAGGUUCCCCAGUCCAUCCACAACGCAACCAGGAGGCCGACGUCUGGGAGGAGCUGGACCGCAACCGUAAUCGCAUCAGGACGGCAGCCUGGAAGACGGCAGCAGAGGAGGAUCAAUGUAACAACCAGGGCAAUCAUGGACACCAGAGUCCCUACGCAGGACCGAGUCUGGGCUCUCCUGUCAAAGUACACUCAGAGGUGGCCCCUGCAGAUCGUGAUGGACCCCUCUUGAGAAAACUUCGGAACAUCCACAGCUUAGAGCUGGAGAGGAGGCUGGGCCUGGACUCCAAGCUCGGCCAAGAGCGGUUCCUGGAAGCGUGUUCAGGAAAGCAGCAGUUCAGCCCCCAGCAUCAGGAGAAGAACGCUACUGGAACCCAGGGUCCUGCUGUGGCUGCUGGUGAGCGUUCUGACAGGGUCUGGCACUACGAUGAGGAGUUCCGGUCCGGAGAUGGUUCUCCUAAGCCUGCAUCACCUGGAUCUUUUGAGCAGGGAGAGGGGGCAGCUAGUAGUGGGGGCUUUGUGGCUCUAAACUUAAGCUCUGGGAGGCAGGACAUUGACUCAAAGGAGUGGGUAAUGGUGGAGCGGCCCAGUGGCUCCCCCGGGGCUAAAGCUACAACCAGCCCUUCGGAGGACGAUGAAGAGCCCGAAGUGCUCCAGCCAGAGGAAGAGUCUCCUGGAUGGGGUAAGGGUAGUCCGUGCCCGAGUCCUGGAAAAGCCAAGCAAGAAAGCAUGGCUUCCUCUAAAGGAAGUGCGAAAAUGGACAAACUAGAGCUUAGUGUGGGCCCUGCAGGGGCUGUGCCCCCAAUAACUCCAACCAGCCCAGCUGAAGCUCUGGCUGAGGGAAUCCUCACUCAGUUUCCCACCUCUCCUCCAUCCCUGCCCGAGGAGAUUGUGGUCCGGACAUCCAGCCCCAUCCCUCUGCGCUCUCCCAGUCCUCACACCCUCCUGAUCACCCUGUCGGACCCACUGCACCAGCGCCAGCCGGCAGGCAUCAGGCGCAGCCAGUCGGCUGACCAGCCUCAGCAGCAGGAGCGCCCGUCCUCCUCCUCCUCUUGCCACGCCUCCCUCCCUCUGCCACCUAACCCCUCCCCAGGCACUCGCUCGCCCAGCCGCAGGAAACUGCCGGCCAUCCCUGCUGGUGCUGCUAACACCAAGUUUCCCUCUGUCAUUCGCAUCACCCGUGCCCAGCUUCAGCAGCUGACAGCCCAGCGUCCCUCUGGGCUUUCCUCUCAGUCAGGAUCCGACAGCGCUCCGCAGUGCCUCGCGCUGGAGAGGCGUGGUGAAGUUGAGGCCAAGGCUCAGCAGAUCAAAGAGCACACAGCAGACAUCAGCUCCCCUCAGGACCACGUUCCCAUCCACCCGGGACUGCCACCUGACCCCCCGGCUGAAACGCUGCUCAAUGGAGACGGCCACACCAAAGCUCAAAGCCCCGCACUGAGCCGUGCGUCCUCACCACGCUCCCCCCGUUCGACACAUUCGCCUCCUCCGUGCUCGCCGCCCUCCCCUCGCUGCUCUGCGCUCGCCAACGGUUGUCUCUGCUCUCCUGUCAACGACCAAACCACCGUAGUCCCCCCAAAGCCAAAAGACCCUAACAGUGAUUCCCGCUCUACUCCAUGUGCCACCGAGGUUCAGACAAAGGAGGAAAAGGGUGGGGAUGUGCAAAUGGCCCCACUGCAGACUGAUGGUCCAGCAUCCACCCCUGCUGCCCCCCGCAAGGACCCUAGCCGGAAGCAAAGCCGCAUCCCUGUGCUGGAACCCUCCUGUCUGCUGGAGCUCGCUCCUCCAGGCUCUGCUAAGCAGAAGCUGUUGCAGAAGAAAGCAAGCCACCAGGGCUCUGUCCCCUCACCCACAGCCUCUCCCUCCUUAUCUGAUAGGCGUGGCCCCAUCAUGGCCUCCCUCGUUAGGGACCCGUUGUCCUCAAAUUCAGACCGCUCACAGGAUGAGGACUCCCUUAUGGGCUCCCGAUCGGACCGCCAGGGAGAUGAGGCUCUGUCUCUCUCCUCCUCCUCCAGCCCUCUGUCUCGCAAAAGCAGGAUACCUCGUCCCGUUCACCCUGCUUCGUCUGCAGAGCAGCUGAACGCCCAGUUCCUGCCACGCCCACCCCCUGGAAAGCCACCAUGUCGUCCCACAGCAGAGGGCAGACUCAGGCGUUACCGCAUCCGAACUGGCAGCACCAGUGACUCAGACCUCCUUUCAUGCCUUGCCCAGUUGAUGCAUGGCUCCCGUGGCUCCCCCCUCCACCACCAGUCCUCAGCUCAGCACAGGGGCUCCAAGCUGGGCGCCUGCAGCCUGACGAGCUCGCCGCACCACCACCACCACCGCAGCUCCGGUGCUUUCCCACGCAGUUCCCCCUCCCUGCAGCGCUCCGUCAGCUCCUCGCCCUCCCGCCACGAGCAACGAGGCGGCGGCGGCGGUGGCGUGGGAGGGAUCUGCGUGGGCCGCAGUCACUCGCCUCCCAGCUUUUCCGGCUCGCCGCCUCCUCGCCGAUUCUACCUCCACCACCAGGAGACGUGCUGCAGCCGCCAGGCGAGAACAGGCCCCUUCCACCUGUCCAGGGGGAAGGGCUGCAGCCGGGAGGCCAAGUGCUCCAGCAAGCUGAGCAGAUAGCUGCGCCAGAGGUUGGGCUGCCACAGCAGAGGAAGUAUCCAGAAAUCAUAGUAUUAAAAACAGUGAGGAUAAAAGCCUGAGUCUUCCUUGUAAAUCUGAGAAAUAAUUAGUUUCAUUUCUGUGUUGUUAGCCGGAGAUGUACACUUCUUCUCAGUGUUCUCUUCUGUUUGCAUUUGCACACUAGCUUUGUCCCGUUAUGCUAGAGUUUCAGUUUUGGACUAAGAAAAUAGUUGAAAAAUGUUUUAUGGCAGAAGCUGAGCCUUUAACCCACUGAGCUACAAAAAACAUGCAGGUUCCACCCAUUUUCAAAUAUAACCCCAAUUCCAAAAAAGCUGGGACAUUUCGUAAAAUGUUCACAAAGUGUGCAAUGAUUUGCAAACAUCAUACGUACAGUAAACAUACAAGACUGUUUGAUGACAGCAACACAUCUCUAAACAGUUGGGACCAGACAAUGUUUCCUGAUGUUCUUAUUAUUCAACAGUUCUGGGCUUUUAUGCAUUUUUAUGCCUCCUGAGGAAGUAUACUGUUCUUUGAUUAGUCUUGUGCGCACCGUUUGGUCUUGGCCCAACGGAUGUCUGAAAACAUUUUGGGGUCAAAG
This is a messenger RNA of Austrofundulus limnaeus, 4920 nucleotides long. It is a transcript of the gene ttbk2a, whose product is annotated as tau tubulin kinase 2a. The transcript has 16 exons. The record is from RefSeq and is a predicted model, not a curated record. Bases 624 to 4322 code for a protein of 1232 amino acids. Gene Ontology annotation, biological process: protein phosphorylation. NCBI's taxonomy places the organism in Eukaryota, Metazoa, Chordata, Actinopteri, Cyprinodontiformes, Rivulidae. Gene Ontology annotation, molecular function: protein kinase activity; ATP binding.